AUGGAUAUUGCUGAACAGAAGCUCAUUUACCUGUCCCAGGGUGAAAAAUUCCCUAGUAAGCUAAAACUACUAAGAUCCGGUAAAGUUAUCACGAGGAAUAGUCGGAUCGCCAAGUAUUCGCCGUUCAUUGGACCAGCUGGCAUCCUUAGCUCGACUGGGCGCAUCAGCCGCUUGGUUAACUCCGAUUUCGACAGCAAGCAUCCGAUUAUACUUGAUCCUUGUCACGCGGUUGUUCGGUUAUUGGUUCAACACUUGCACAGUAGGAUUUUCCACCAAGGCUUGGAUUACAUGCGUGCGGUGGUUAAUUUGAAUUACGUUGUAUUAAAUUUGCGAUGGCUGCUGCGAAACAUCGAAAAUACUUGCGUUGUGUGCCGAAAACGCAAAGCGCAAACCGUAACUCAUAUGAUGGCUGAUCUGCCCAUUGAGAGGCUGGGUUACAAGCAACCUCUUUUCUCUUACACAGGUGUCGACUACUUUGGGCCAUUCCUAGUUCCAAUCCGGAGAAGUACGGAAAAGAGGUGGGGUUUUUUGUUCACCUGUCUCACCACUAGAGCGGUGCACAUUGAAGUGGUCCCUCGCUCGACAAAAGCUCUGGUGUGA
Messenger RNA from Symsagittifera roscoffensis, 600 nucleotides. RefSeq lists its product as uncharacterized. Gene Ontology annotation, molecular function: nucleic acid binding. The transcript has a single exon. The record is from RefSeq and is a predicted model, not a curated record. Bases 1 to 600 code for a protein of 199 amino acids. Lineage: Eukaryota; Metazoa; Xenacoelomorpha; Acoela; Convolutidae.